AUGAUCUUCAUGGAAGCGGGUUGUUGCUCCAAGGGAAAGGUACCAGAUCUUGAUGUGGCUAUGGAUCACAAAGCUGAGGAUUGUAGUAACUCAUGCUUGUUUUUUUGUUUUGCUAAAACGGUUUCUGUUACAGCACUUUGGCUUUAUUAUGUAUUAAUAAUAACAAGCGAUGUUUGGACUUGCCUCUGCCAAGUUUGCUGCAUUCCUUCCUGCCACUAA
Triticum turgidum subsp. durum (durum wheat) is the source of this 219-nucleotide messenger RNA. The record is from the annotation of a GenBank genome assembly. NCBI's taxonomy places the organism in Eukaryota, Viridiplantae, Streptophyta, Magnoliopsida, Poales, Poaceae.